Molecule: messenger RNA, 1110 nt
Organism: Oncorhynchus nerka (sockeye salmon)
Lineage: Eukaryota; Metazoa; Chordata; Actinopteri; Salmoniformes; Salmonidae
Product: intermembrane lipid transfer protein VPS13C-like
Exons: 5
Coding region: 1-1110 (369 amino acids)
Biological process (GO): protein targeting to vacuole; mitochondrion organization; protein retention in Golgi apparatus
Cellular component (GO): extrinsic component of membrane
Source: RefSeq, a predicted model, not a curated record
AUGCCUAGAAGGUGUCAGCUCUUCCUCCAGCCAGCCGGGCGCCUGGAGGGCCAGUACGGCCCGUCGUCUACCUGUAUCGCCUGGAAGGAGCAGGUCCACCUGAGCUCUGAAGUGCGGUCCCUUCUCCAGUGUCCGUCGGCAGACAGCAGCUUCCUGCCCCUCCAGGUGACCACCUUGGCCACACCAGAUCAUCUGUCCUUCAUUUCCUCCCAGCGAGAGGACGACUGGGACCCUGCCUACGUCAUCCACCUCCACCCAGCUGUGACCCUCCGGAACCUUCUGCCUUACAGCAUCAGAUAUCUACUGGAGGGCUCAGCAGAGUUCCAUGAGCUCCAGGAGGGCAGCACGGCAGACGUCCUGAACGCCCGUAUAGGAGGUGAGAUCAUGGAGAUGGUCCUGGUUAAAUACCAGGGUCGGAACUGGUCCGGACGUAUCCGUAUCGCCCAGGACAUGCAGGAGUUCUUCCCCGUGUGCUUCACCUGCGACUCGGCCGAGAAGCUGAGCGUGGACCUGAGCGUGCACGUGGCGCGGCUGCAUGGACGCCUGACGCUGGCUGUGUUCAGCCCGUACUGGGUCGUCAAUAAGACGUCCAGGGUUCUGCAGUACCGCGCGGAGGACGUCUCCGUCAAACACGCGUCGGACUUCAGGGACGUCGUCCUCUUCUCCUUCAAGAAAAAGAACAUCUUCAGCAAGAACAAGCUGCAGCUCUUGUGUCCACCAGUUCCCUGGUCUGAUGGCUUCUCAUUGGAUACGGUGGGGAGUUAUGGGACUCAAACCCUCAAACACGAGGAGAGGACUCCAAAACCCUCAAACACGCAGGACUCAAACCUCAAACACGCAGGACUCAAAACCUCAAACACGCAGAACUCAAAAACCCUCAAACACGAGGGACUCAAACCUCAAACACGCAGGACUCAAACCUCAAACACGCAGGACUCAAACCCCUCAAACACGCAGGACUCAAACCUCAAACACGCAGGACUCAAACCUCAAACACGCAGGACUCCAAACCUCAAACACGCAGGACUCAAACUCAAACACCAGGACUCAAAACCCUCAAACACGCAGGGACUACAAACGCUCAAACAGGCAGGACAGUCAACAGUCUGA